Messenger RNA from Cladocopium goreaui, 615 nucleotides. NCBI's taxonomy places the organism in Eukaryota, Dinophyceae, Suessiales, Symbiodiniaceae. The record is from the annotation of a GenBank genome assembly.
UACACCUCCAUUAACCAUCUUUGUUUGGGGUUCCCUUGCCAGGAGAAUCGGCGGAGAAUGGAACCAACGAUGCGAGGUCAUUCAAGGCUUUCCCCUCGACGACCACGGCACGUGAUUUUCUGCAAGAACACGAGGACAUCAAAGAGAAGGUGAUGAAAAGCCUCAAAGAAAGCGAUGAUCUGCUGAGGAAGGCACGACUCUUGCUCAAAGACAGCGAAGGCAGGAGCGAAGGCCUGUGCGAGAAGCCGAAAGAAGUUUCCGAGGCAGAAGCUGUUGCUCGCCGACAGUUGCAGCACGUGAAGCAAAACCCUUCGCGUGAAGCGCGCGAGAAAGGUUUUAAGGAUUUGCUCCGCGUCUGGCACCCGGACAAAAACCCGGAGAACCCCGAGGUUGCUACCGUGGUUUUUCAGAUGCUCCAAGCCGAAAGAGGAGGAAUCUGAAGAAGUGUUGUAGGAGGUUGGAACAGAAAGCUAAAGCUUUGGCAGAGAAAGCUGCCAACAAGGCAAGUGACGAAGCUGAGGAGUCCAAGUGAGUCCCCAGCUUGGUAUGUGUUAACGUGAUGCAGUCGCCGCAGAAUCCCUGCAGUUUGAGCUCUGAUUCCGACGCCCUGCAGCG